This is a messenger RNA of Eurytemora carolleeae, 4359 nucleotides long. RefSeq lists its product as uncharacterized. Gene Ontology annotation, molecular function: protein binding; calcium ion binding. The record is from RefSeq and is a predicted model, not a curated record. Lineage: Eukaryota; Metazoa; Arthropoda; Copepoda; Calanoida; Temoridae. The transcript has 4 exons. The coding region runs from base 10 to 3606 and encodes 1198 amino acids.
AUUGAUUCUAUGAAUACAAAUAUUUUGUUUAGGGUCAAACUUGUAUUAGCACUGAGCCUGCUAAUCAGUGAUUUGGAAGCUCAUACUGUAUACCAGAGCACUAGAAAUAUAUCAGAGCAGUCUUUCUACUCUCAUAUUAAACAAAGCAGCAAAGUUCAAACCAUUAAGAAAUGUGGGAUCCUUUGCAAUCACUGGCAGAAUAUACACGGAUCAUUUUGUAAUGCAUUCAGUUAUGACAAUACCACAAAGGUGUGCGACCUGGCAUUUCUGACCUAUCUAGAAGAUCCAGAUGUGGGGCAAAAAGAAAAAGAAAUUAUGAUUGAUUUUGAUGUUCUGCCCUUGAUUGACAAGAUCUGUCGAGGAGGAGAACAUUGUUGCAACAGAGGGAAACUGAAUCUAUGUGGUAUUGGAGAAGGAGACUGUGACACUGAUAAUGAUUGCUCUGGUGUACUAAUGUGUGGAAAGAACAACUGCAUGAAGUGGAGACCAGCAGGAGGAAGGUGGGAUGAGGAAGAUGAUUGUUGUGAGAAGCGAUGCACUCCAGAACAUCCAUGUGAUGAAGGUGGCGGCCAUUGUGAUGCAGAUGCUGAUUGUAAGAACAGCGAACGUGGCUUUUUAAAGUGCGGAAAUGACUUGUGCCUAAACACUAAUUAUUUUCCAGGACAUAUAUUUGUUAGAAAUUCAGAAACAUUUGGAUUCACAGGCACUGACAAUUGUUGUUACAAACCAUGUAACAAGCGCUAUCAUCUAUGCGGACAAAAUGAAGUUGGAUGUCAGGGUAAUGAGGAUUGCCUACCUGGAUACUAUUGUGUUACAACAGCUGCACAGCCAUAUUGUACUGAGUUAAAUGAAUGCUCUCCUAAAAAUGGUCAUUUUGAAGGACUUGCAUAUUGUGGGAGAAACACAGUUUGCACAAAUACAGUUGGAAGUUUUACAUGUACUUGUAAUACUGGCUAUGAAGAUUUUGCUGAACACAGUGGUUGUAUCGACACCAAUGAAUGCUCAGCUGGAACUGCAAACUGUGGUGCAAAUUCAAAUUGUUGGAACUUCCCAGGAACAUUUGUUUGUACUUGUAAGGUUGGGUUUACUGGAGACCCUGUGGCUGGAUGUACAGACAUUGAUGAAUGUAUUAACUCUGAUUGGCACAACUGCCAAAAUUCUCCAGGAUACAACUCAGAAACCUUUGGAUUAAACGGAAUUAAAUACUUUAAUGUCAGUUCAUCGAGCAUUGGAGACCAACAGCAUCACACAUUUAGAUUUGAGAUAGCUACCGAGAAGGAAGCUAGUUUCUAUUUGACAAAUGAUGAUUUAUCAAUUUCCUACAGAGCAGUUCUUCAGGAUUCUGGAUCAGAAAUAGAGAGAUGUGAGAAUUUGAACUGUGUUUCCCUGAUUAUUUCAAAUAAAAAACCAAUUCUUUCAUCAAGCUCAUUUAACCUUUUCUUCUUUGAUAUAUUUUAUGAAGAAGCAUCAGAGGAUACUACUCUUACAGUUUCAGACAGUAGUAAUAACAUUUUGUGUGAAGCUAAAUAUAAAGAAAUGGUACCUUUGACUAUCAAUAAAAUAGGAGUUGACAACAAUUUAGGGGGUCAAGUGGCUUACUGGAGAAACAUGAAAAAAAAUGUAGUAGAGCAAAUAUGUGUCAACACUGUAGGCAGCUUCCUUUGCAAGGAUAACCCAGAUGAGAUGAUAGGGAUUGGGUUUGGAGGUCACACUACAAGUAGUUCAGAUUAUCCAGAUAAAGUAGUUGUCUUUACUAAUCAAAAAUAUACUUGUGCAAACCAUAAAAUUGAUAAUAUCAGAGGAAGGUACAGCCCAGGAAUGGCUGAAUUGGAUGGUUGGCUGUACAUAUGUGGUGGGCAUUAUUAUAGAGCAACAGAUCCAUUGAUUGACUGUAAAAAAUUUGAUCUUAAUUCUAAAAAUGGAGCAUGGACAGCUGCACCAGACCUACCUAAAAAGCGUAGACAUUUUGAGAUGCUAAGAUUUGAGAGCUCAAUAUUUGUUUUAGGGGGACAAAACUACUGGAAAGGAGGAUCUGAAUGUCUUAACUCUCUACAUGAAUUCAAUCAUGAAUCAAAUAUUUGGACAUCUAAAGCAAAUUUGCCAUUUCCCAAUCAUAGACAUUGUGCUGUUGUAGAUGAUGAAGAUGGAAAAAUAUGGAUGAUUGGAGGUCAUGAAUGUGGUGUUGGAGAUAAAAUGCAAGUUUAUUAUUACACAGUCUCAAGUAAUAUAUGGACACAUCACAGCAAUCUAAUCGGCAAUCAGGCAGUAAUUGAUCCAUCUUGUGGAAUUAUCACCAAAACCACAGGAGAGAAAUGGUUGCUUGUAGUUAAAGGACAAAGAACAGAAGCAGUUAUCUUUUACGAUCUUACAAACCAAAAAGGUUGGAAUCAUGCAAGUAAUUUGUUUGGUAAUGGAAAACAAUAUUUCAUGCGCAUGAUAACUUUAAACCCAUAUUCAGCCUUUAUAGUAGGCUCUUAUUCUACAAGACAUGGCACAAGUUUAAAAAACAUUUUAGAGUUUAACCAAGAAACAAACAAUUUUGAGGACAAAUAUUAUUACCUUUUAAAUGAGAUGUACUUAGGGUAUUGGACAACUGUGAAAAAAUCCAAAAACUAUAAAGCUUUACAAGACUGUGUCUCAAUAAGAGAAUAUGCUGCUGUUUGCUGGGGUGGUCACACUACAUUGAGUUCAACAUAUCCAGCAACAUGGAGCAUUCUACUCAGGGAUAGGUUAAGAGAAGGAGAUCCUCAUCUUCCAGCUACCUGUCAUGGAAAGAUUCCAGACCUUUCUCCUGGAAGAUUGAGACCUGGGGUAACAGCAGUAGAUUACAAACUAAUAGUCUGUGGUGGACAAGUUUACCAAGGUAGUAUGGAAAGUAGUUGCUAUUAUUUGGAUACAAAUGAAUAUUUCCCUGUUUGGAAUACAAUGGAAAGUAUGCUAAUAAAAAGGGGAUACUUUGAGUUGACUUCUUAUGGAGAUGCAGCAUUUGCAAUAGCAGGUUGGAAUGGUGGUAACCUAGGACAAGUAGACAGAUGGACUGAAAGAGAAGGAUGGGUCAGAAUGGCAGAUUUACCCAUAAAUACACGUGAACACUGCUCAGUACCAGACCCAGGAUAUGAUAAAAUUUACAACUUAGGGGGAUAUAACAGAUAUACAAAUAACUAUGUAUACACAGUGUCUACUAAUACCUGGACGUCUAUGCCAAGCCUUUACUGGGGAGCUCAUAGAACUGCCUGCAGCAUAAUCAGACGAAGAUCAACUGGAAACAAGAUUAUUGUUCUAGUUGGAGAUGGUUACUCACGAACACAAUAUUUUGAUCUUACUGUUUAUGAAGCAAAUGGAAGUGGUGAAUGGAAUAGCUAUGCAACUCCUCAAUACUUCUCAUAUUACUCUACAAUUGUAACACUAACUCCUUAUGAAAGCUUUGAGAUGGGAGGAUAUAGUAAUUUAACCGGAGGACUCUCUACAAGAAACUUGUUUAUGUGGAAUCCUAUCUCUGAACGUCAUGAAGAUAUUGGUCUGAACCUUGUCCAUCCUCACUACUAUGGAGAUUGUACCAUUAUGCCAGCUGAUGCUAAGGUGCUUAAGGGGUGCACUCUGGGCUAGAAUUUGACCAGCUGAGAAAAAUGUAUUAUUAGACUCCCCAAAACCUGCAUAGAAAUAACAUUGGUUUUCUUCAAAAAAUUCAUCAAAAUUGACAUGUUGAAAAGAAUAGUUGGGCAAUACCAAGUUAAUUGAAAAUAUAGGGUGUCCCACCAAUUAACAGUUAAGUACAACGAAAGCUGUCUCAUCUGAAUAAAAUUCUUCAUACUUACAGUAAUCUUUAAAGCAUAACAAAGGCAGUCCACAUUUUAGAAGUAUCUGUAUAAGAAGUAUUUAGUGAUUAUUGUUUCAAGAUUCCACAUGUAAAAAUACGUUAAAAAUGAAUGAUGCAAAUUAAUUUAAGGAACAAUGAUGAUCUUCAAGUCAUCUCAUUACUAUGGUUUGACUCAACACAAUUCUCAUUUUGCAGAAUUCCCUAUAUUGUAUUAUUUGCAUAAAUGCAUAAAUGCAUAAAUGCAUAAAUGCUGAUUUUAAUCUAGAAGUUAUUUUUUCAUAAAAUUAAGGGCUUGAAAAUGUUUAAGGAAUUACUUUCCUGAAUUUUCAAACCUUAUUACUAAUUUAUGGCGUUCUGUGCACUUUUAAAGAAUAAUGAUCCAUGUAAUCUGAAUUGAAUUGGACACUUAAUAACUUAAUAAUUGUAUUUAGUUAUGGUUGAAAUUGAUCUUUCAAAAUUUAUUAGAUUGAUUAUUUUUAAAUUUUAAACCACAUAUUUACCCAGCUUUAUAAAUUAUUUAUCUGACGAGGUUAACACAUUGA